This is a messenger RNA of Orussus abietinus, 1693 nucleotides long. Its product is annotated as venom acid phosphatase Acph-1. The transcript has 6 exons. The record is from RefSeq and is a predicted model, not a curated record. Gene Ontology annotation, molecular function: phosphatase activity. NCBI's taxonomy places the organism in Eukaryota, Metazoa, Arthropoda, Insecta, Hymenoptera, Orussidae. Bases 418 to 1536 code for a protein of 372 amino acids. Gene Ontology annotation, biological process: dephosphorylation.
CUUGAAGUAUUUGAGAAACGUUUACUUAAGCGAACACUACACGUGUUCUCGUAAUAUUUUCCUUAUAGAUAUAUAGAACGUUUCGUUUAAUUUCGCCGAGUACAUUAUAAAUGUUUUAAAAAUAUUUAACAUCAAAAUCACACCUUAUUAUAUCUGAUCUUAAAAAAUCUCGAGAUGGCUUUGAGAUAUUUAGGAAAGAUUACAAAUAAAUAUUUAGAAAUUAUUCUGUGCUACUAGGGUCGGUGUCAUUUGGCAAGGGCGAAGAUAUAUAUUUUUGGAAAAUAUACAGGUCGUGUCUCUAGUAGAAAUUUUGCAAGUUGAUAUCACGCGUGCUAAUCAUAGCUCGAGAAUUGCAUCAGUUCUGCAGUGCAGUUCCCUAGUGUCAUUUGCGAUUCUCGUAGCGCUCUGUCAAGCGACAUGGAAUUAUACUUCAUUUCAGUGAUUUUUGCAAUUCUGCCUUAUUGUCGGUCGGAGCUUAAAUUGUUGCAAGUGCUAUUUAGACACGGUGCUAGGACACCCGAUGAAGAAGUGCCGAAAAUGUAUUAUCUGAAGGAUCCGUACAUCAAUAUGACUUACUUUCCCGCCGGGUUUGGGGGGCUCACUAAUGCGGGGAAGAUGAUGGAGUACGAACUCGGAGAAUUUUUCCGAGAGAGAUACGGCUCUUUCUUGGGGCCAAUUUAUUCAAGCGACUUUGUCACCUUCCAAAGUAGCAACAAAGAGCGAACGAAAAUGUCGGCACAACUCGUGGCUGCUGGACUUUAUCCGCCGAGCGAGAUACAAAAGUGGCAUCCGGAUCUGCCAUGGCAGCCGAUUCCGAUCAGGUCGGAGUCCCUAAAUUCGGACCUUCUUUUCCUGGGUUUUCAAAUUUGCCCGAACGUGCAACGCAUCAGACACGAAGCAUUACACACAGACGAACAUCUAUUAGCCCAUACAAAAAAUUUGACGGAGUUCGAUCGAUUUAUGUCGAUGAAUACUGGGGUCAACGCAACAGGUGUGAAGAACGCCGUUCUUUACGAGCACCUUUACGCACAGAUGUCCCUAGGACUGGAACUGCCGGCAUGGACGAGGACCAUUUUUCCAAAUGGGAAGUUGAACGAAGUCGCAAGUUUCGAGCAUGUAAUCCAAUCCUACACGAAACCUCUAAAACGUGCCAAUGGAGGAAUGUGGGUGGAAGAAUGGCUGAAGAACAUCGACGAUCAUUUGAACGAUACUUUGAGUUUUCAGAGAAAGGCGCAUUUUUAUUGUGGACAUGAUUUGAAUAUUGCCGCUCUACUGAUAGUUCUUAAUGUUUUCCAGCUUCACAUGCCGCAAUAUGCCAGCGCAAUUAUGUUCGAACUCCACAAAGAGUCGGAUGAGUAUCUUAUCAAGACGAUUUACAAGAAUGGAGGCGACAUCGAGGAGUUAAUUAUCCCGGAAUGUGGGAAACUGAUGUGUCCAUUGAGUACUUUUCGACAACUCUAUGCAGACUUGUUGAAAGAUGAUGCUCAAAGAAUUUGUCACGGCACCCCGAUAGCGAAAAUUAACGUCCCGGAUUAGUUCCUUCUUUUACGCACUUGUUUCGUUAAUUAAUAGUUACCUACGGUGGACGUUUAGAAUUUAUUUAUAAUAGCCUAUUAACGAUAAAUAUUUCGUACUUCGAUGCGAAUUUAUUUCCAAUGGGCAGAAUAAAAUGACAAUCGUCGGGUUGAUCAAU